This is a messenger RNA of Lodderomyces jiufengensis, 1848 nucleotides long. RefSeq lists its product as uncharacterized. Gene Ontology annotation, molecular function: actin filament binding. The transcript has a single exon. Gene Ontology annotation, cellular component: cortical actin cytoskeleton. The record is from RefSeq and is a predicted model, not a curated record. Bases 1 to 1848 code for a protein of 615 amino acids. NCBI's taxonomy places the organism in Eukaryota, Fungi, Ascomycota, Pichiomycetes, Serinales, Debaryomycetaceae. Gene Ontology annotation, biological process: positive regulation of actin filament depolymerization; actin filament depolymerization.
AUGUCAAUAAAACCAAUUGCAAUUGCUGCACCUCAGCCAACAACUCAGAGGGGUCAGGCAUCACAUCUAUCAUAUGAUCCAGUAAAUAACCGAUUGGCCUAUGUCAAUGGUAAAUCAGUUAUAAUAAAACCAGUCGAUUUUAAUUCAAACUCUCCAGUAAUUGUAUUUUCAAAACAUAUUCACCCAACUACAGCAGUAAAGUUUUCACCAUCUGGGUUUUAUAUAGCAUCCGGUGAUGAAUCAGGCCAAAUAAAAAUAUGGGACGCAUCACCUAAAAAAGGAGAGGAAAUUUUUGAAACUCCAGUUAUCAAAAGUGAAUUUCAAAUAAUGUCAGGUCCUAUAAAAUCAAUUGCUUGGGAUGCUGAUAAUUCAAGAAUAAUUGCAGUUGGUCAAGGUAAAGAAAAAUUUGGACAUGCCUUCUCCUGGGAUUCCGGUAAUUCAAUUGGUGAUAUACAAGGUCAUAGUUCAACAAUAAAUGCAGUAGAUAUAAAACCUCAAAGACCUUACCGAGCUGCCACAGUAGGUGAUGAUUUUGCUAUGGUAUUCUUUCAAGGUCCACCUUUCAAGUUUGAAAAAAGCUUAAGAGGAAAUCAUUCUAAUGUUGUAAGAGAUGUUAAGUUUAGUCCAAAUGGUGAUUACAUAGUAUCAGUUGGAUCAGAUAGAGCUAUAUGUUUAUAUCAAGGUAAAAGUGGUGAGUUUAUUAAGAAGAUGGAAAAAACUCAUGAAGGUGGUAUAUUUGCUGUAGCAUGGACUCCAGAUUCAAACUAUUUUAUAACUGCUUCUGCAGAUGGGACCUUGAAAAAAUGGUCAAUUGAUAAUGAAUCGGCAGAAACAACAUACAGAAUUAGUGAUAAGCCAUCAAUUGAUAGUCAACAAGUUGGUUUAGCUAAAACUAAAGAUUAUAUUAUUUCAUUAAGUUCAAAUGGAGAUUUGAAUUAUUUUAAAGAUGAUGGUGUAUUAGUGCAAGUUGUGAAAGGAAAUCAAGCACCAAUUACUAAAUUAUUAUUGGUAGAUAAUGAACUAUACAGUGGUAGUUCUGAUGGUAAAUUAUUCAAAUAUGAAGUUGAUAAAACUGGAACAAAAUCACUUCCUAAAUUACAAGGUACUAAAGAAGAAGAGCAUUCAAAUUAUGUUGUUGAUAUAUUAUCUGACAAAUCAGCAAUAUAUACAAUAGGUUGGGAUGAUGAACUAAAACGUUGGAAAGAUGGAAAAGUUAUCAAUUCAGUGAAAUUACCAUCACAGCCAAAGCAAUUAACCAAGAUAAAUUCCUCAAUCGUUGUACUUUUUGAAUCAGAAAUUCAAUUAUAUGACGAAACAUUAGCAUUAUUGUCCGAGUGUAAUUUCAACUUUAAUAGUACAAGUGUGGCAGCAUUAUCAACUUCGAAAUUAUUAGUCACAAAUGUUUCUACCAACACUAUUGUUGAAUUUGAUAUUUCAAACAACAAAAUCUCACAAUCAUCGAACGAAUUCCCAAAAUUAAGAUCACCACCUACAUUAAUCAAAGUUUCACCUAAUGGUGAAUAUAUUGCAGUUGCCGAUUCUACUGGUAAAUACACAUUAUACAAAUCUGAUGGUUCAGUUGUGACGACUAGAUGGGCAUUUCAUACAGCCAAAGUUUAUGAUGCACAAUGGACAAAAGAUUCAAAAUAUUUAUUAAGUGGAGGAUUAGAUACUGGGUUAUACGUAUACUCUGUUGAAAAACCAUCAAAAGUUUUAAAAUUCCCAUUAGCUCAUUCAGCUGCGGUAACUAGUUUAGCAUGGAUUGAUUUUGAUGGUGAAAAUAAAAUUGGUGAAUUUAUUAGUUCUGGUUUAGAUGGAACAAUUAGAACUUGGAAAAUUACAAAUUAG